AAUUAAAUGAACAGAGUUGAGGUGGACAUUUUAAACAGACAGAAUCGAUGAUCUACAAUACAUAAUAUCUAUAAAUCUUUAAAGAAUCACUAAUAAAUACUAAAGCAGGAGUUUGUGUUUAGUUAUCUGAUGGGAUUUUGAAUCAGAGUCUGUGCAGAUCAAACUGUUGAGAUCCAUCAUGGAUGAAACACAAACAUCUGGAGAUGAAGAUCUGUUUCCAGCACACAGAUCAGUUCAUCAGAAGAGAUCAGAAGCAGAGUCCAGCUGUGUGUCUGUGAAGAGUGACAGGUCUAUGCCUGAACCAGUAAACUUUAACAGUGGAGAUACACAACCUGUUCUCAGAUCAGUUCAUCAGAAGAGAUCAGAAGCAGAGUUCAGCUGUGUGUCUGUGAAGAGUGACACGUCUAUGCCUGAACCAGUAAACUUUAACAGUGGAGAUACACAACCUGAUCUCAGUUCAGUUCAUCAGAAGAGAUCAGAAGAGUCCAGCUGUGUGUCUAUGAAGAGUGAUGCGUCUAUGAUUCAGCCAAUAAUGUUUAACAGUGGAGAUUCACAGCCUGAUCGCAGCACUGAAGUCCUCAACAUGUUUAGAUCAAAUCUGCUGAAGAAGUUUGCGUGUCUGUAUGAGGGAACAGCGACUCAAAGAAACCCAACACUGCUGAAUGAGAUCUACACAGAGCUCUACAUCACAGAGAGUGAGAGUGGAGAGAUCAGUAAUGAACAUGAGGUGAGACAGAUUGAGACACAAUCCAGGAGAGCAGCAACAGAGGACACAGCCAUCAAAUGCACUGACAUCUUUAGACCUUUACCUGGACAAGACAAAGCCAUCAGAACUGUGCUGACAAAGGGAGUCGCUGGCAUUGGAAAAACAGUCUCUGUGCAGAAGUUCAUCCUGGACUGGGCUGAAGGGAAAGAGAAUCAGGACGUCCAGCUCAUAUUUCCACUUCCUUUCAGAGAAAUCAACCUGAUGAAGGACAAAACACUCAGUCUUUCAGAUCUUCUUCAUGUGUUUUUCCCUGAAACUAAAGAAAUUGAUAUAUCCAGUGAUGAAUAUAAAGUGUUGUUCAUCUUUGAUGGUCUGGAUGAGUGUCGUCUGUCUCUGGAUUUUCAGAGCGAUGUGAGGCUGUGUGAUGUAAGUGAAUCAGCCUCAGUGGACGUGCUGUUGAUGAACCUGAUUGUGGGGAAUCUGCUUCCCUCUGCUCUCAUCUGGAUCACCUCCAGACCAGCAGCAGCUGAUCUCAUCCCCUCUGAGUGUGUCCAUCGAGUGACAGAGGUACGAGGCUUCAGUCAGCCACAGAAGGAGGAAUACUUCAGGAAGAGAAUCAGUGAUCAGAGUCUGGCCGACAGGAUCAUCUCACACCUGAAGUCAUCAAGGAGUCUCUUCAUCAUGUGCCACAUCCCAGUCUUCUGCUGGAUCUCAGCCACUGUUCUGGAGAAGAUGUUGAGUCGAGGAAAGAGAGGAGAGAUUCCCAAGACUCUCACUCAGAUGUACACACACUUCCUGAUCCUUCAGACCAACAUCAAACAUCAGAAGGACUAUAAGAAGAAGGUCAAAGAUGAAGACAUGAUCCUCAAACUGGGGAAACUGGCUUUUCAGCAGCUUAUGAAAGGAAACCUGAUCUUCUAUGAUGAAGACCUGAGAGAGUGUGGCAUUGAUGUGAGAGAAGCAUCAGUGUACUCGGGAUUGUGCACUCAGAUCUUCAGAGAGGAGUUGGGCUUGUAUCAGGGGAAAGUCUUCUGCUUUGUUCAUCUGAGCCUUCAGGAACAUCUAGCAGCUCUGUAUGUGCACUUCUCAUUUACAGUCGAGAAGAGAAAUGUGUUUGACCAAACCAUAAAGAGACGGUUGUCCAAGAUUUUUAACCAGAAGAAAUAUAAUUCACUAUCUGAGCUGCAUCAGAGAGCUGUGGAUGAAGCAUUACAGAGUAAGAAAGGACAUCUGGAUCUUUUUCUGCGUUUUCUUCUGGGUCUUUCAGUGGAGUCCAAUCAGACUCUCUUAGGAAAACUACUGACACAGACAGGAAGCUGCUCCCACAACAAAGAGGAAACAGUUCAGUCCAUCAAGCAGAAGAUCAGAGAGAAUCGCUCUCCAGAGAAGUCCAUCCAUCUGUUUCACUGUCUGAAUGAACUGGGUGAUGAUUCACUGAUGCAGGAGAUCCAAGAUUAUCUGAAAUCUGGAGAAAUAAAACAAACCAAACUCUCCUCUUCACAGUGGUCAGCUCUGGUUUAUGUGUUGCUGACAUCAGAGCAGAAGAUGGAUGUGUUUGAUCUGAAACAGUUUAUUGGAGCACAACACACAGUAGAUGAAGUUCUUCAGAAUCUGUUACCUGUGGUUAAAGAAUCCAGAUCAGUUCGACUAUGUGGAUGUAAUCUCACUGCUCAGUCCUGUGAAAGUUUAUCUUCAGCUCUACAAUCCUCAAACUCUGUCCUGAGAGAACUGGACCUGAGUAACAAUGACUUGCAGGAUUCUGGAGUGAAGCUUCUUUCUGAUGGACUGAAGAGUUCACACUGUCAGCUUGAGAUACUGAGAAUGUCUGGCUGUAUGGUGACAGAGAAAGGAUGUCGCUAUGUGUCUUCAGCUCUGAGUUCAAACACCUCACACCUAAGAGAACUGGAUCUGAGCUACAAUCACCCAGGAGAUUCAGGAGUCAAGUUGCUUUCUGAAAAACUUCAGGAUCCAAUCUGCUCAUUGGACAAACUGAACGUGGAUCACGGAGGAGAAUCCAGGAUUACAGCAGGACUAAAGAAAUUAUCUUCUGCUCUCAGCCCAGUUCUUCUUCUCAGAGGAAAAGAAGUAAAGAGUUGAUUGAUGACACUUCAGUCCAUCUAUAAACACAGAUAAGACAUCCCUAGUGAAAUAUAAAUACACUAAAAUGUAUUUGAAAUACAUUUAUUUCAUAAUAAGUAUACUACAAAUACGUUUAUAUAGUUAUUUACUUAAUAAAAAUACACUGCAA
Messenger RNA from Carassius gibelio (silver crucian carp), 2954 nucleotides. Its product is annotated as NLR family CARD domain-containing protein 3. Gene Ontology annotation, molecular function: protein binding. The record is from RefSeq and is a predicted model, not a curated record. The transcript is spliced from 10 exons. NCBI's taxonomy places the organism in Eukaryota, Metazoa, Chordata, Actinopteri, Cypriniformes, Cyprinidae. The coding region runs from base 179 to 2803 and encodes 874 amino acids.